AUGGCGUGUUCGUUCCCAACGAACCAGGCAAUCGUGGUCGGCGGCGGCCUAGGAGGAAUGUCUGCUGCGAACACCGUGGUGGAGCAUGGUGGACGUGUAGUGUUGCUGGACAAGUCGUCCUUUUGUGGUGGCAACAGCACGAAAGCCACCUCCGGCAUCAACGGGGCAGGCACCAAGACUCAGAAGGCCAAAGGCAUUCCAGACAACGCCGACAUCUUCACGCAGGACACCCUCAAGGGCGGCGCGAAGAAGCCGGAGCUCGCCAAGCUGCUUUGCGAUAACAGCGCUGCUGAUGUGGACUGGCUGGUGGAGAAGUUCAAUCUCGACCUCUCUCUGGUGGCGCGUUUGGGCGGCCACUCGCAGCCACGAACGCACCGAGGAAAGGAGCGCUUCCCGGGCAUGACCAUCACGUACGCCUUGAUCCAGAUGUUGGAGAAGGUGGCGGAGAAGACGGACCUGGCGCGGAUCAUCACGAAGGCCAAGGUCUUCAAACUCGUGACGGACAAGAACGCCUGCGUGGGCUGCGUCUACGAGAAGGGCGGCCAGAACUUCCAGGAGUUCGGCCCCGUGAUCCUCGCGUCAGGCAGG
This is a messenger RNA of Symbiodinium sp. CCMP2456, 588 nucleotides long. The record is from the annotation of a GenBank genome assembly. NCBI's taxonomy places the organism in Eukaryota, Dinophyceae, Suessiales, Symbiodiniaceae.